CCACAGGAUGGAAAUGCWGGGGAGGACACURAUGAAAUCAACACGAGGAGUUUGAAAGACUUCAUCUCUAAAAGGAAGUGGCAGCGUUCUUUGACAUCCAUCGGGUCUGUGCUCACUCUGAGGCCCAUCCCCGAGCUGCUCGAUGCUCCUCUCAGAGAGACGUCGGUUGCGGUGCCCCGCGAGCCGCAGGAGCACAGCAGCACCUCCCUGAGCAGCGGCUCCUCAUCGGAGUAUGAUGAGGCCGACUCUUGGGACUUUUUCCAGCACUGCAGCCAGACAGAGGAGGAGGAGGAUACAGAAGAAGAGUAUGACCCCUUAACAGAGAGGGCACAGAUCUUGCAGCCGUAUCCUAAAUGCCUCCUAAGUUUACAAGAGGAGGAGGUAGGGGCUUUUGGGGAGGAUGAGGAUGGAGAAAUGGGAGAACGAAGGAGUGUUACCGAGCGCAGCAUGAGCAGAGCAUCGAUUGYGUCAUCAACAACAACAACAGGCCAACAGACACCUCAGAGGGAACGACGCUUCAGCAAGGAUAGCAACCGAUCUCUGUACCUCUCUGACGGCGACGAGGGUUCAGGAAGUGACGGAGGCCGCAUUCCCAGAGGAAGCGUCAUCCGAAGCACUUUCUACAACAGCUCUCAACAGCUUUCCCCUCUGUCUGCGAGACACAUGACUUUGAGGGACAAAUUCCAGGCGAAAAAGCAGGAAAGAGGCCGUAAGCCUCUCAGGAGGAGCUUCUCGGGGCGGCUCAAUGAGCCUCUGAUUGAAUACGUGGAGGAUGAACCCGAGAGCAACCGUGGGCAGAGACGAGGAUCCAUACAGCCCAGCAUGCAGAAGUCCUCUUCGUUUGAUGAUGGGGUGGGCUUCUCCCACACCAACGUACAGCCACACAGACGGAGCAGGUCUCUUGACGAGUAUUCCCGUCGAUCUCCCAGCUCAGCCAGCCAUGAAAGCGCACACGAAGAAGAGGCCUCUCACAGCAUGAAGAAAGAAAUCACAGAUGGCGAAGCAGCUGGGAGAAACUCACUAAUUUUCCAGAAAGCUCCGAAAGUCUCAGGACAAAGAGGCUCAGUCACUCUGACGCAAGGGGUAUUUAGUGGAUCAUCUGUUCCAUCAGAGUUCCUUGCUGGAGGCAGAAUGAGAUCCAGGCUGGGUCAGGACCAGACUGAGGGAGACACUCUGACCAGCUCCCAGGGAUCUCUGGCUGAGUCUUUCAUUCUGGAGCAUGGUGGAUCUGAGUCUUCAAGUAGAAUAGGCUCCUUUGAUGAGCUCAGUCAUGGUCAUGUUGGAAGGAGAUACCGAUCAGGAGGGAGUGAUGAAAAUGAUGAACACAGUGAACCCCUGAUUACACCCUCCCCUACCCCAUUUCAGGAAAUAAAACCUCGAAGUUCCCGUCCUCAGCCUCCACCACGUAAUCGGACCCGGUCCAAUCCCAACUUGUCUACAAUUAGCAAAGGUCAGCCAGAGAGGCCCUCAAUGCCGAGCCCCAGUCCAAGCCUCUGCUCUCUAGGAACUCCUGAGAGGCCUCCCAGAGCCCGGGACAAGAAAGAGGGCGCCAUGCUCCAAAGGCAUGCAUCUGCUCCGGCUCUGGAAGCGCGCCCACCGACUGGAAAGUCCCCCAAACUGGGUCUCCUGAGGAUCUUCCGCAGGCAGUCCUGGACCGGCCACUCAUACACCCAGCUGGAGAACACGGAGCUGGGGCCCACACUGGGAGAAAUCAUGAAGCCCGAUACGCCCACUAUGUCUCUGAGGAAGAAGAUGAGAGCUUCAGCCUCCAGUCUGACCAAACUGUUUUCCAGGUCCUCCAGUAAGGAAGACGUCAGUAAAGGAGGGCCAAUAGUAAAAGGAUCCGCUGCCAUCCCAGCUGAGAGGGAACAGAGCAGUGGUCUCGAGACCCCCAAAAAGAGAAGCUCAAAGCUCCUCUCAUCUUUUAAAAUACCACCAUUCAAAAAGAUAAAAGUUCGUCCCAGCAAAGCAGAGGUGCUCCAGCUAGAUGGAGGCGGAGUCCUGCUGGUGUGGAGGCCUGUCCAGUCCGAUGACCCGGUCACUUACUGUGUGCAGUAUUGUUCAGAUGGUGGCGAGUGGACAGUCCUGUCAGAUGAGGUGGCAGACAGCUGCUACGUAGUGAAGGACUUACCGAAAGGGGCGUCGUAUGUGUUCAGGGUGGGCUGCGUCACCAGRACAGGAGCAGGACCUUUCAGUGAAGCUUCAGCUGCCAUUGUCAUGUCCACUCAUCCUGAAGAUAUCCGCAUUCCUCUCAUUCAGACUGACUCAAUYGGGUCAAAAGUACCUGGAUCAGAACAUCRAACCGUAAACAGGAACUACAGCUUCCUGUCUGAGAUCAACAGGGGUCGUUUCAGUGUCAUAAACCUGUGCAGGGAUGUGGAAACCAGUCAGGUAUUCGCCGCUAAGAUCACUCCCUACCAGGCCGAGCAAAGACAGCUGGUGCUGCGGGAGUACCAGCUGCUCAGGAGGCUGCACCACCCCCACCUGGUUCAGCUGUACGCUGCUUUCAUCACCCCUCUGUAUGUGCUGCUGGUGGAGGAGCUGUGUCCCGGCAAGGAGCUGCUGCACAGUCUGGCUGCAAGAGACCUGUAUGCAGAGAGUAAUGUGGCCGAGCUGCUCCAUCAGAUUGUCAGUGCAGCGGACUACCUCCACAGCCGCCGGGUCAUCCACCUGGACCUGAAGUCUGACAACAUGCUGGUGGACGAUGGCAACCACCUGAAGAUCAUCGACUUUGGCUCAGCUCAGUCCUUCGUACCCGGACAGCCUCUCAACAUCGAGCACAUUCACGGCUUCUCAGACAGCAAAGACUGCUGCAGAAAAGUCUAUAUUGUCCUUCCUAAAGCUCCAGAAAUCCUGGAGGGUCAGGAUCUCUUCAGGUUUGAGGAAAUAUUUAAGAAAAUUAAAGACAUUCACAGAUAG
Poecilia reticulata (guppy) is the source of this 2919-nucleotide messenger RNA. The record is from RefSeq and is a predicted model, not a curated record. NCBI's taxonomy places the organism in Eukaryota, Metazoa, Chordata, Actinopteri, Cyprinodontiformes, Poeciliidae.